Molecule: messenger RNA, 174 nt
Organism: Lentinula edodes (shiitake mushroom)
Lineage: Eukaryota; Fungi; Basidiomycota; Agaricomycetes; Agaricales; Omphalotaceae
Exons: 2
Biological process (GO): regulation of transcription by RNA polymerase II
Cellular component (GO): nucleus
Molecular function (GO): DNA-binding transcription factor activity, RNA polymerase II-specific; RNA polymerase II cis-regulatory region sequence-specific DNA binding
Source: RefSeq, a predicted model, not a curated record
CGGCGAUAUGUGUGUACUGCUCCGGAGUGUGGAAAGUGCUUCGUUAGAGGAGAACACUUGAAGAGACAUGUCAGGAGUCUGCAUUCGUGGGAGAAACCACAUAAAUGCCUCCACCCCGGAUGCAAUAAGUCGUUUAGCAGGAGAGACAAUCUCGGACAACACGCUCGCGUUCAC